CAAGAGUAGGGAUUGGUUGGGAUGAAGGGAAAUCCAGAAGCCGAAUCCGUACUAAGGGAUCGACCCUUCCAACCAAAGGCAGAAGCAAAGGCACCAGCAGAUGUCGAUUUACCAAGCGAACUUCGAGAAUUCCGAGGCCACAUUGAAGUGACAGAUGAAGCUCAAGUUGAAGACCCAGCAAAAGCCCACUUCAAAUCGUGGAUCGAAGCCCAGAGCGAAACGCAACCCCAAUAGCCUCCGUCCGAAUCUCCAACUGGUGAUGCAGAGAGUGACAAUGACGUAGGUCAGCUGCCCCGUGUCGAAAAUAAGGUCUCUAGUACAGUGCC
This is a messenger RNA of Fusarium redolens, 326 nucleotides long. RefSeq lists its product as uncharacterized. The record is from RefSeq and is a predicted model, not a curated record. The transcript has a single exon. Bases 22 to 234 code for a protein of 70 amino acids. NCBI's taxonomy places the organism in Eukaryota, Fungi, Ascomycota, Sordariomycetes, Hypocreales, Nectriaceae.